AUGGGUGAGUAUUUGGAGCAUUCCAGCAUUGAAAUUAUUAUCGAAAGUAGAUUGCCAAUUUGGAUGUUAGACAAAGUUUACCAACAAAAAGGACCAGAAGUUCUGCCGCAAUCAAGCAGCCCAAUCCAAACGAUAGUAAAAGCAACUUCAUUUUGCAACGAGGAUCAGUGGGAUGAUGAAUGUCAAGUCUACCAAACAGCAAAGCAACGAAUGGAGCGCUUGAAAACAAUCGAGGAGUGCCUGAAUUGCUUACAAAAGGGCCAUAUAACAAAUACAA
Messenger RNA from Loa loa (African eye worm), 277 nucleotides. RefSeq lists its product as hypothetical. Lineage: Eukaryota; Metazoa; Nematoda; Chromadorea; Rhabditida; Onchocercidae. The annotation marks the transcript as partial. The record is from RefSeq and is a predicted model, not a curated record. The transcript has 2 exons.